AUACAUGUUCUUUUAAUUAUCAAAGACUUGGAGAUUCGGAACAAUACAAUAUCUAGCUUAGAUACUACCCGACCAUAUAACGUUCUUGUUUCGUUUCCAUGUCUUUUGCCAGGUUUGUCCAUUGCGUUUGAUCUCAGCACUGGAAUGAAUGGCCAAAAACGCAGAGGGCUGGUGAGAGCUGGAAAAGCUGCUUUGUGUCAAACAAAGAGAAGCCGAUCAAGAAAGUCACUGGCUAGGACUCAUGGUUUCCGUUUGAGGAUGCGAACCAUUAGUGGUCGAGCCACCAUCAAGCGCCGACGUGCCAAGGGACGUUGGAACCUCUGCAGUUGCCCUAAGUCCAACCCCAGCAGCGGCAAACAGGCUUAAAGCUCGUUUUUCUCCUCAUUUUAUCUCUAAUCUUGCCUGAUAUGCUUCUUCUUUUUAUGUGUUCUCCAUUCGUUUUAAAUCAAUUUCUUGGGAUACUUGCUUCAUUAAAUUUUAAACAUAAUUGUAACGCUGUUAGCAAUUAUUAGUUUGCUUAUUUCAGUAUAAAA
Brassica rapa (field mustard) is the source of this 533-nucleotide messenger RNA. Its product is annotated as 50S ribosomal protein L34, chloroplastic. Gene Ontology annotation, cellular component: ribosome; mitochondrial large ribosomal subunit. Gene Ontology annotation, molecular function: structural constituent of ribosome. NCBI's taxonomy places the organism in Eukaryota, Viridiplantae, Streptophyta, Magnoliopsida, Brassicales, Brassicaceae. Gene Ontology annotation, biological process: translation. The record is from RefSeq and is a predicted model, not a curated record.